AUGGCUUCAAGAAAAAUUUCUCCAUGGCUUUUAUUUAUGAUUAUUACACAAGUAAUCGGAGAAGAUACACGAUCAGUGGAAAUAUCUUUAAUACCUGAUUCUAAAUUUCAAUGUGCCAAUACAACGUGUUUACCAUUCAUUACCCUUGUUACAUCCAAUAUUAGGAAUUGUCAAGUGGCGUGUUUAACUCAAAGCCAAUGCAGAGCAGCCACUUUUCAUCGAUCAACUUCUAAUUGUGAAUUAUUUGCUGAUAUGUUGAGUCAAAAUGCAAAUAUGUUGGCUGAUGUUGAUGCUAUUAGUAUGAAUGUUAUUAGUGGAACCCGAUUUCCACCCGAACCAACCACGACAUCAACAUCAACAACAUCAUCUUCAACAUCAUCAACAACGUCAUCCUCAACAUCAUUAACAACGACAUCCACAACGACAUCGACGACAACAUCAACAACAUCAUUAACUACAACAACAACAACAUCAUCAACAACAUCAUUAACAACAACAUCCACAACGACAUCGACGACAACAUCAACAACUUCAACAUCCACUACAUCAUCAACAACAUCAUUAACUACAACAACAACAACGUCAUCAACUUCAACAACAACAACAUCAUCAACAACAACAGCAAUACCGAAAUGGACAAUCACAGGAAGCAUGAGCAUCGCACGAUCAUAUCAUACAACAUCGGCAUUAGCAAAUGGAUCAGUAUUAGUUGCCGGCGGAUCUAACGGUACUAUUCUCAAUAGUGUUGAAUUGUACAAUCCAUUAACAGGCAUUUGGACAACCACAGGAAGCAUGAAUGUUCCACGACAAUAUCACACAGCAACCACAUUAGCAAAUGGAUCAGUAUUAGUUGCUGGUGGAUCCAACGGUACUUAUCUCAAUAGUGUUGAAUUGUACAAUCCAUUAACAGGCACUUGGACAACCACAGGAAGCAUGAAUGCUGCACGACAAUAUCACACAACAACCACAUUAGCAAAUGGAUCAGUAUUAGUUGCUGGUGGAUACAACGGUGUUUAUCUGAAUAGUGCUGAAUUGUACAAUCCAUCAAUAGGUACUUGGACAACUACAGCAAAUAUGAGUGUUCCACGACAAGAUCACACAGCAUUCACAUUAGCAAAUGGAUUAGUAUUAGUUACAGGUGGAUACAACCUUGGUGUUUAUCUGAAUAGUGCUGCAUUGUACAAUCUAUCAACAGGCACUUGGACAACCACAGGAAGCAUGAGUAUUGCACGACGAUAUCACACAGCAUCCACAUUAGCAAAUGGAUCAGUAUUAGUUGCUGGCGGGCAGAACAGCAGUGGUGUUUAUCUGAAUAGUGCUGAACUGUACAAUCCAUCAACAGGUACCUGGACAAUUACAGGAAGCAUGAGUGUCGGACGAAUUCUUCAUGCAGCAUCUACAUUAGCAAAUGGAUCAGUCUUAGUUGCUGGUGGACAGUACAAUACUAAUCCUACUAAUAGUGCUGAAUUGUACAAUCCAUCGACAGGCACUUGGACAAGCACAGCAAACAUGAGUACCGCCCGAUAUGAUCACACAGCAUCCAUUUUAGCAAAUGGAAAAGUAUUAGUUACUGGUGGUAUGGGUAAUACUUAUCUCAGAAGUGCUGAGCUUUAUUAA
This is a messenger RNA of Adineta steineri, 1617 nucleotides long. NCBI's taxonomy places the organism in Eukaryota, Metazoa, Rotifera, Eurotatoria, Adinetida, Adinetidae. The record is from the annotation of a GenBank genome assembly.